AUACAAUGAAUUUAUGCAAUAAUUUAAGUUGAAACCUUAAGUCUAUAUCCUAUUACUACCAUUAAUAAUAUGACACUCGGCGAGGAGGCAUAGAAUAUCUACCUACCUAUCGUAACUUUUUAUUAUUUUGUAACUUAGGCAUUAACAAUAUUUUUAUGUAGGACCUAGAUGUAAAGUGAGUGAGCUUGAUACAAUUUAUACCUACACCACCUCAACUCUCUAUACCUAGAUUGAUUUUACCUAUGGCGCAACAGAAACAACGCAUCUAAUGCUUACUUUAAAAUAAACACCGCGGAUUUAUGUAUAAAAUAUUAAGUUACAAUAACGUGCAUUGAGCCUUAACAUCUUUGCCGCCAAGUAAAAUAAAUCACCCAAUGAGACCCCCGCAUUCCCGCUCAAGUAGUGUCGCGAGGAGCACGCACCUCCUAUUUGAAAAAAAAAAACAAAAAUUGAAUUUAGAACGAUGAAAACUGAAGAAAAUUAUUACAGUGACUAUGGUAGUGGCAGCUCUUCGAAUUCUUCCACAACAUGGCCUCCGCAGGAUGUGUGGACGUACAAGACGUCUCCAAUAGAACGACCCGCUGAAAAGAAAUCUGCCAGCUACCAAGACUAUACCUUCGGAGGCAUGGGUCCAGCGAGCGUGUACUUGCGACAGAAGUCAUGGCCGGAGCCCGAGCGGUCCCCAGCGCCGCGCCUGCCGCGCCCGCGCUCCGAGUGGCUGCCGUCGCUCACUGCGGAGGAGUUCUUCCCUAAGGAGUUCCAACCUAAGGAGGUCCACCCAAGAGAAUUCCAUCCAAGGGAAUUCCAACCCGAGGCGUUCUUUAAUUCCACUCCUGUCGAAGUCUCUGCCCAACGCUGUGGUAAACGCGUUGUUGCAGGAGAUAGAGCGCAGGCCUGAACUCAUGAGGCGAUGCAGGAAACCCGCGCAGUCGCUGCAGGAGUGUCGCUUCUGCAAGAACAACGGCGAGCGCGAGUCGUACUACCGCGGGCACGCGCUGAAGGACGCGCGCGGCGCCGUGUGCUGCCCCGUGCUGCGCGCCUUCGUGUGUCCGCGCUGCGGCGCGCGCGGGGACCACGCGCACACCUCCAAGUACUGCCCGCUCGCCACCGCAGACGAACGUAUGAAAUCCACUGCCAUGAUGCGCAGUGUCCGCAUGGCAUCGGGUCGUCGUCGCAACAACACAGUAGCGUCACCUGUGUCCGCCACUGAAAACUACAUGAUGUUUGGAGAGGCAACGCCAUCUCUCAUAUCUGAUGCUGACACUUAUAAAUCAUUCGCACUAAAUUCACCACUUGACCCACGUUGGGCCGCUCUUGAAAAAAAGUUAAUGUUAUAAUUCAAUAAUUAUUUUCCAGUUUUGACAGGAAAAGAGUAAAUUAAGUUUAUUUUACAACUGCUGUCAAAACAAGUAUCUAGUUGAUUCUAUUGCGGGUAGAUGGCGCUGUACUCAAAGUCAGAAAUAAA
Spodoptera littoralis (African cotton leafworm) is the source of this 1465-nucleotide messenger RNA. Lineage: Eukaryota; Metazoa; Arthropoda; Insecta; Lepidoptera; Noctuidae. The record is from the annotation of a GenBank genome assembly.